This is a messenger RNA of Aureobasidium pullulans EXF-150, 1401 nucleotides long. RefSeq names its product Nitrilotriacetate monooxygenase component A/pristinamycin IIA synthase subunit A. Bases 1 to 1401 code for a protein of 466 amino acids. The transcript is spliced from 3 exons. Lineage: Eukaryota; Fungi; Ascomycota; Dothideomycetes; Dothideales; Saccotheciaceae. The record is from RefSeq and is a predicted model, not a curated record. Gene Ontology annotation, molecular function: monooxygenase activity; oxidoreductase activity, acting on paired donors, with incorporation or reduction of molecular oxygen.
AUGGCUUCGCAACAAAAAACUGGCUCUGCCAAAAAGCCAUGGAUCAUGAACGCUUUCGCCAUGACUGCGCCAGGCCAUCUAGCACCCGGCCUCUGGAGACAUCCUUCCCAGGAAAAACAAACACUAGACCAUUGGGUAAAGCUAGCGAAAUUCCUAGACCAAAGCGGCUUCCACGGUAUCUUCUUCGCCGACGUCCUAGGCAUCUACGACGUCUACAAAGGCAACGGCCCAGCCCUUAGCAGCGGCGCUCAAAUCCCCAUUUUACAGAUCGACUUACUGAUCUCUGCACUGGCGUACGCGACUAAGAAUCUAUCAUUCGGUAUCACAGCUUCCACCACCUAUGAAAACCCUUACGCUUUGGCGAGAAAGUUUUCGACGCUUGAUCAGAUCACUGGAGGGAGAGUGGGUUGGAAUAUCGUGACUAGUUAUUUGGAGAGUGCUGCAAAGUCGUAUGGUUUGGAGCAGAAUAUCGAGCAUGAUGAACGCUACAGGAUUGCUGACGAGUUCAUGGAUGUCUUCUAUAAGCUGUUGGAGGGAAGUUGGCAGGACUCCGCUGUGGAAGCGGAUAAGUCUACUGGCGUCUGGACAAACCCUGACAAAGUCAAAAAGAUCAAUCACGAAGGCAAAUACUUCAAAUCGGCAGGACCCAAUCUGGUAGAUCCAUCGCCCCAACGCACACCCUUCCUCCUCCAAGCCGGUGCAUCGAAAGCAGGCAAAGACUUCGCCGCCAAACACGCAGAAGCAAUGUUCCUCCCCGGCUUAGUACCCGCAAAAACUGCAAAAGUGGUUCAAGAAACCAAAGCGCUACUCCGCCAAACCGGACGUCCCGAAGACAGUAUCAAAUUCAUCGCUGGCGUGUUCAUCUGUGUUGACGAAACAGACGAAAAGGCGCAAGCCAAGUUUGAAGAUCUACUGCAAUAUGCAGAUACUGAAGGCACGGCUGCACUUUUUGGAGGCUGGACUGGAACUGAUUUGUCAACCUUCACUGACGAUGAAGAUUUUGCCUUUAGCACGAAGGCUCCUGCUAUUCAGUCGAUGAUUGCUUCGUGGACCGAGACUGUUCCUGGUACCAAAGACCUCAAAUGGACCAAGAAGCACGUAUUGGAGCAUCUUGCCAUUUCUGGGGCUCAUCCAAGAGCCAUCGGAAGUCCGACGACUGUCGCAGAUAUCUUGGAGCGUUGGGUCAAGGAGGCUGGCGUGGAUGGCUUCAACAUCAGUUAUGCGACCACUCCAGGCACGUUUGAAGAUUUGGUAAAGUUUUUAUGGCCAGAGUUGAAGAAGAGGGGAGUGUUGCAAGAGAAGUAUGCAGGUUCUUCGAUGCGUGAGAACUAUCUGCAGGACGGAGGUGAUGCUCGGGCUAGAAAUUGGCAUCCUUCCAGACAGUACACUUGGAGUGGUUGA